This is a messenger RNA of Diaporthe citri, 1911 nucleotides long. RefSeq lists its product as uncharacterized. The record is from RefSeq and is a predicted model, not a curated record. The transcript is spliced from 5 exons. The coding region runs from base 1 to 1911 and encodes 636 amino acids. Lineage: Eukaryota; Fungi; Ascomycota; Sordariomycetes; Diaporthales; Diaporthaceae.
AUGCUCUGUCGCUGGAGUUCUACCGCAGUUGUGGCACUCGCUCUUGAAUUCGCCGUAGGGAGUCCUCAGAGUCCCUCGGCUCCGGUUCAAGUUCUCGAGACCCGUCGCGACGUGGCACCCAUUGGAAAUGAGGCUCUGCAAGGCUUGCAAAGAGAUCUGGUAACGGCGGGUCUCAAGCAGCGUGAUUCGGACACUCAACUCUACAAGACCAAUGGGUCUCUGGAUUUGAUGUGGAACGACGCGACUUUCUUCAGCUAUAAAUCUCUGUCUAUAUCAUGCGUCAGCUGCUACGUCAAGGGCACAGCGUACGCAAGCCUGGUUGUCGACGGCGAUUUCAACUUCACCCAGGCCCUGACGGAGUUUCACGAUCAAUUCUGGCCCGAGGUCAAGAAUAUCAGCAUCGAGGUCUGGGACCAGUUCAAGAAUUGGUCUCAUUACGUUGCCGAUAACGUCACCGACACAGUCGGAGACAACGUCGUCUCAUUCUUCCAGACCGGCGAUUUCGAUGAGCUCGAUAUUGACUGGAGUGCCUACGCCCUCCCCACCCUCGACGUGGAUUUUGAGAUGAACCUGACCAACAUCCCGGAAACAACACUGAGCCUCGAAUUUGAUGACCUGGAGCUUUACCUGGAGCUCGAGGCCACCUUGGACGCAGACCAGACCUACAAGGUCAACUUGUAUCCUCCAGAGUGGUUCCAACCAGCCGGAAUAAAAAUUGGGGAUCAAUUGGUUGGCGUUGUCAUAACUCUGGAACUGCUUUUGACGUUGAGCACAGAGGCAAGUAUCAGCACAGGUGUGCACGUCAAAUUUGACGACGGUCUGGCAAUGCAAAUCGCCAUGUUUGGCAGUGAUGUCUCGGGCAUCACACUUACGGGCGGUUCAUUUGAGUUCCUCCCAGUGACAGUAGGCUCAAGCGGUAUCGUGCUCGACGCGACCCUCCGCCUCGGCGUCACCGCCGGCCUGAACAUGUCUCAAGACCUCGGCAAAGACUUCAUCAAGCUGGCCGCCGGGUCGUCGGCAACGGUGUACGCCGACCUUGCGCGGUUCACCACGAACAUCACCACGCCAGAGGCCCUGGAACUGGCCACCAGGGACGACGACUGCCUCAUGCCAGUGGUCGAGUCCUACGAGUUCGGCCUCGGCGCCCUGGCGGGGGCUUUCGUCCAGUUCAGAGACGAGAAAUGGGGCCCCACGCCCAACACGAGCAUCCAGAUUUACUACACCACGCUGUAUUCUGCCUGCGCUAUCGACCCGGCUUCUGCAACCUCGUCCGUUGAGGCGAGGCAAACAGCACCGGCUCUGCUGGCCGAGCGCGCCGACCUGACCCCGACCGAAGCCACCAGCGUCGUCACGAUCACCAACAUCGUCUGCCAACAGGCGGGGCUGAGGAACUGCCCGGCCUCCCUGCAGACCACGGUCCAAGUGACCACGACCUCUACGGCGAUCGUGUCGGUGGCCGAGGGGGAGGCUCCGGUCUUCCCUGCCACGGCGACGACCGCCGCAGUCGCCGCCGUUUCUGCCUUCGGCGAGGCCGUCCAGAAGCUCAAGGGCUCGAGCGGCAGCCCCGUCUCCUUUGUGCCUCCCGUCGAGACUGACGGCUCAAGUAUCGGGGAUGGGAUCUCGGGUGUUAUUGAUGAUGCCAAGGACGAGUACAAUGGAAUGUCCGAGGACUUCAAGAGGCUCGUCAUCGGGCUGUCUGCUGGCCUGGGCGGCGCGUUCAUUGUCUGUGUCAUCGCUGGCAUUUGGCUAUGUUGCAAGAGGCGCGCAAGGAAAUACAACCCCGUGCCGCGGUCGAACGUUGAGGAGUACCACGGUCCGGAUGCCUCCCAGCCCUUCCUUGGGCGCGAGACAGACGCGAGAUGGAAGCAGGCACAGUCUCGUGUCAGCAUGUCUACCACCGACCCUAGAUGA